This is a messenger RNA of Desarmillaria tabescens, 906 nucleotides long. RefSeq lists its product as uncharacterized. The coding region runs from base 158 to 460 and encodes 100 amino acids. The record is from RefSeq and is a predicted model, not a curated record. Lineage: Eukaryota; Fungi; Basidiomycota; Agaricomycetes; Agaricales; Physalacriaceae. The transcript is spliced from 6 exons.
GCCCUGUUAGCUGCCAUUCCAGCUGAGGCGGUAUUAUUAAUCCGGGUUUAUGCCCUGACCGGAAGCAGGAAGCUAUACAUCGUAAUUCUUGGCCUUUUGCCCGUUACUCAAUGUAUCAUUGUAAUUUAUGCUAUGGCACAACCCGGGGAAAAUAACGAUGCCAAGCUUACCCACACUGUCGCAUGAAAUUGAUUCGAUUCAUGUCUGCAUAUUAUUCUCCAACCCACUAAUGGACACCCUUUACUUGGCAUUGUCUAUCCUUUUCGACAGCUAUAGUAACCACAGGAUAAUUCCUACUACCCUCCUGCUCCAGAGAAUCCAGCGCGACGGGACGCUGUAUUUUGGCGUCAUACUCACUGGAAAUGCCCUCUGGAUGCUUUUUGCCCUGUGUGGUCGGGUAAGCCGCUCUGUAACUAAUAACAUUCAUUUACGUUGCCGACGACUCAUUAGCCCGGUUUGAAAUUGAUGAACGCCCAGUACGUGUUUUUAUUUAAUUUCCGCGACGGUUGAUGAAUAUUCGAACUCCUAGAGCCAGUAUGAUGUAAGUAACCGAACUUCAAUCACGAGCCUGAAGCCGACGUAUCUUGCGCAGACUUACAUCUGUUAUGAUCAGUCGUUUGACGUUAUCCUUACGACGUAUGAGCCAUGAACGUUAUUCUGCUUGGAGCUUCAAAGUUUUCGAGUUUAGCGAUACUUUGGCGGACAAUGAACUGUUGAGGGCAGGGAUAUCUUGAAGUAAGCAUCGAGCACAGACAAAUAUACACAAUUUGUCACCACACUCUGUUGUUGAAAGCGGCGCAUAAUAUCUGAAGGUUUUCAAGCUUCGGUUAAAGGCUCGUAUGGUAAUACAAAACUUUCGAUUUCUCUAUUCUAUGUCAUGAUGUUCUAUUGAUUCACAAAUCCGCC